AUGUUGUGGUCACAGGAGUUGGAAGUUGACAGGGUAAAAGCUAGUUGUGGUAACGAAAACUCUUUGGUUGGGAGGGUUGAUGUAGAAGUUCCUACUGAAGUUGUCAACUUCAGUAACACGACAGAGAAGGGCACGCCUAACAACAGCAGAUGUUCAAUUAGUGCUGUCAUUGAUUGUACUCGUUACAGUUCAUUAAAGAAACUUGUUCUGGUUACUGGGUAUGUGAUACGUUUCAUAAAGAACGUACGGAAACGAGUAAAGAAACAAGACGAUCUGGUUUGCGAGGACGUAUUGACUGUCAGUGAAUAUAACGCAGCGUCACACAUGUGGAUAAAGGACGAGCAGUUAUUAAUGAAAGAACAAGAUAAUUAUGCCAACCUCUGUGCUUCACUUCGCCUAUUUGAAGACAAAGAUGAACUGUUACGACUAAAGGGACGGUUUGCUAAUACGUCAUUAAAGCAUGAAGAACAACACCCAGUUAUACUUCGAAGCAAAAACGAUAGUUAUUUCACUCG
Messenger RNA from Paramuricea clavata, 515 nucleotides. Lineage: Eukaryota; Metazoa; Cnidaria; Anthozoa; Malacalcyonacea; Plexauridae. The record is from the annotation of a GenBank genome assembly.